UUCAGCAACAGUUAACUAAAGUUCACUUAGUUUCUGGCCAAUCUUAGGCUUAGAGGCGGGGGAUAGAAAAUGUGCAAGAUGAUACAUAUGUGCCUCUGCUCCUCGGAGGAGAAGCUGCAGUCGAGUGUGGCUCAGUGAAAAAUGGUUUCUCUGACAGCAGCAUCUGUGGUGCCAGUGUCCCGCGCCAUGGCUCUGCUCAGUGUGGGCUGUUUGGCUGCCGCGCUCAUGGCUUACUUGUUGGUUCGCCAGCUCGUCAAACAGCGACGACCCCCCGGCUUUCCUCCUGGUCCAUCGCCCAUCCCUAUUAUUGGGAACAUUUUUUCCCUGGCGACCGAGCCGCACGUUUUCCUGAAGAGGCAAAGCGAAGUUCACGGACAGAUUUUUAGUCUUGACCUGGGAGGCAUCAUGACUGUGGUCUUGAAUGGAUACGACUGUGUCAAAGAAUGCCUUUACCAUCAGAGUGAGGUGUUUGCUGAUCGUCCAUCUCUGCCUCUGUUCAAGAAAAUGACCAAAAUGGGUGGGCUUCUUAACAGUAAAUAUGGCAAAGGUUGGAAUGAUCAUCGCAAACUGGCGUGCAACUCUUUCCGUUACUUCGGCAGUGGCCUGAGGCUGUUUGAAAGAAAGAUCUCGGAGGAGUGCAUGUUCUUUGUAGACGCCAUUGACGAACACAAAGGGAAGCCGUUCAACCCCAAGCACCUAGUAACCAACGCGGUCUCCAACAUCACCAACCUAAUCAUUUUUGGUCAACGCUUUACCUACGAUGACCGCGACUUUCAGCACAUGAUUGAACUCUUCAGUGAGAACGUGGAGCUGGCGGUCAGCGGCUGGGCACUCCUUUACAAUGCCUUCCCUUGGAUUGAGUAUAUGCCGUUUGGAAAACACCAGAAGUUGUUCCGCAAUGCUAUGGAGGUCUACGAUUUUCUGCUGGAGGUUAUAAAGCGCUUUUCCCACGGAAGGGUGCCUCAUGUUCCUCGUCAUUAUGUUGACGCCUAUUUGGAUGAGUUGGAGCAAAAUUCAGGAGAUCCUAGUUCCUCAUUUUCAUACGAGAACCUGAUCUAUUCAGUGGGUGAACUGAUUAUUGCUGGCACAGAGACCACAACUAACACCCUACGUUGGGCCAUGCUGUACAUGGCGCUGUACCCCAACAUACAAGAGAGGGUGCAUCGAGAGAUCGACAGUGUAUUGACCAAUGGAAGGGCUCCCACCUUGGAGGACAAGCAUAAGAUGCCCUUUGUGGAGGCAGUUUUGCACGAAAUCCUUCGCUUCUGCAACAUUGUGCCCCUGGGAAUUUUUCGUGCUACAUCCCAGGAGGCAAAAGUGAACGGGUACACAAUUCCCAAAGGUACCAUGGUGAUCACCAACCUCUAUUCAGUACACUUCGAUGAGAAGUACUGGAAUGAGCCAGGGGUUUUCUCACCACAGAGAUUUCUGGACAGCAGUGGCAACUUCGUGAGGCGAGAGGCCUUCCUUCCAUUCUCCUUAGGAAAACGCCACUGCUUGGGUGAACAGCUGGCCCGGAUGGAGAUGUUUCUCUUUUUCACCACUUUGUUGCAAAGGUUUCAUCUUCAAUUCCCUCCGGGAACUGUUCCAACAGUCACUCCCAAGCUAGGGAUGACCCUACAGCCCAAACAUUACUCCAUAUGCGCCAUCCGCCGCCAACAGAAAGUUCCCAAUUCUUGAGACGCCACUUAUUUUCUGUAAGCACAAGUGUGUGCAUUUAAGUCUUUUCCAAAUACCUUCCAGUGGGAUAGGUUAGACGUUUUUUUUCCAACUGAAAUGGAUUUUUUUUUGUGAGCAAUAUGCAUGUUUGCACAGCGCUUUCAACCACCAGAACUGGAGGGACAUCCGAGGAAGCCGAGAUUGCUAUCGAUUUGAUUCUUUGAGCUUUUGCACCCAGAAACAGAAAUGUCUGUGAACAUGGUGCAACUGUGAUGGCUCGGGUCAAUGAUUUAUACUAUGUACACUCAUAAUGGUUCAUAGCCCUUCUGUCCCUAGACAGAUUUGGGUCGGAUUGCUGACACCAGUCAUUUGAGCUGCAUGCUGGCAAAGUGGGACUGACAGACUUUCCAAGAAAGUUCUUCACGUUGUGUACUGGAGCUGGACAUGGACCAAGAUUUACAUCAUCUGGAUCAACUUUUGACUUGUUCUCCUGGGAUGUUGCUAUGUGGAAAAUCUUUCUCUUAGAAAGAUCCCAUUUCUUUUUCUUUUUUUCAGAAAUCGACUGUGCAAUGUUUCUGCUAAAUGGUGCUUAUCAGUGCUCAAUGUGCUGCAUUUAAGUGUAAGAGUAACAGUUUAUUAUUUUAAUGUAUUUGCAAUGUUGUGAGGUUUCUUUUAUAUUUUCACAAUUCCCAAAACUUACCUUGUCUACUUUUAGAGGUCUAAAGAUUCCAAAAGAAUAACUAUGGCUUUAAUGAGACAAUGGGAAAAAAAAAACUUUUCUUUUGCUGUUAUGUAAGCAAUGUUAAAUAGGUGAUGCAGGUUUGUAUGUAUUGUACUGUUUCAUUUUAAGUCAGGCAGAGUUCAUUUCCUAGUUUUGAUUAAGAAAAAUACCAAUAAGAUAAGAGAUUUUCCACAUUUAUAAUUUUGAUUAAAAAUGUAGAUAUACAUUAUCUAGAAUAACUCCAGUUUACCUAAAGAACAGAAUCCUGCAAUAGCGUGACCUAGAUAAAGGAAAAUCUCAGUUAAAAAAGGACAGAGGACGACUUUGCAUGGCUGGAUGUCAGGAGGUUUUAAAAAACCUGAAAAGGUGUAGGUUUAGGUCCUUUUUAACCACCACCAUACACAGAUGGAUUGGAUUUGUUGUGCUAUAUUGUGUGUUGAGGUCACAUUGUCCGUUGAUUUGCAACAAGGCCUUUGAAAUCCAGUUUUAACCCUUUGAGUGUCUAUAUUUUAGCUAGUUUUGAUGUCACAAACCUGGACCCUCUGAAAAUGAGAAAAAAAGAUAGGUUGCAACACGCCCAAUAAGAUCAAAGGAUUCAAACCCCUACCUCCCCUUUUAAGAGCACUUUCAAUCUCAAUUUAAAAUUACAAUGAUGAUCUUCAUACAUACGUAUGUAUUCUAGCUAUAGCUCCAAUUCCUGUUUUUGAUCGACUAUAGUUAAAAAAAAUGUUUUAACUGCAGGGUCCAUAUUCUAUCUGCGUAGUGACGUUGGGCUUUUUUACAUAGCAGUAAUUGUCAUAUUUGCUUGUUUAAAAAGCCAAGUAGAAAUUACAUAGAAAGUAGACCUGACACUUUUGUUUUUAGUCAUACUGUAAAGAAGUAAACACAGGGUUUCCCUUAAUUAGACAGGGCAUUCCCAAAUUAAACCUUGUGGGAAAAUUAUUUCUAUACUGUAUAGUUAUGCACUUUACUUGGUGUUUGUAUGUCUUUAAACUCUUAUAGCAGUCACUGCAUCUAUCUUUAAUGUUCAUUCAGACGGCGGCUCUGGAGUACUGGAACCAGCCCCUAGUGGUAAUUCUGUGAACAGCAUUUUUUUUAUGUAUACAUUUGCCUUUUUUGUGAUAACUGGUUUAAACUUUCUAUUUAGGAGUUUGGGAAGUCCUAGGAGAAUAAAUAUUUCUUUUCUAUA
This is a messenger RNA of Oryzias latipes (Japanese medaka), 3569 nucleotides long. RefSeq names its product cytochrome P450, family 2, subfamily R, polypeptide 1 (gene cyp2r1). Gene Ontology annotation, cellular component: intracellular membrane-bounded organelle; cytoplasm. Gene Ontology annotation, biological process: xenobiotic metabolic process. Gene Ontology annotation, molecular function: oxidoreductase activity, acting on paired donors, with incorporation or reduction of molecular oxygen, reduced flavin or flavoprotein as one donor, and incorporation of one atom of oxygen; heme binding; iron ion binding. Lineage: Eukaryota; Metazoa; Chordata; Actinopteri; Beloniformes; Adrianichthyidae. The record is from RefSeq and is a predicted model, not a curated record.